UUGGCGGUUUGUUGUUUGGGUGUUGCGUUUUCCUAAAACCGACUAAAGUUUGUUGAAUUUAGUACAAAUGUGAUAUUAAACGCAGUAUAUCUGGACUUACUCGUAUAAUACUUGUAACUUAAGUGCUUAUUUGUAGUGUUUGUUAAUUUGCUAACAGUUUGUUAAAUGUAUGUUGACAAACUCAAAACACCUUCGAAAGCUAGCAUAAGUUAGCCUACAGUGAGCUUUGUAGCUAGCGGCUAAAGCUAGCUAGCUAGGCUGGCUCUUUGACCAGUCGCCACCGGACGCUCUCACACUGCUCAGUCCAUCUCGGAAUAAUGGCGAACCUAGCAUUGCUGCAGAAAAAGAAUGGGAAGUAUCUGUGGUUUGCUCUUCUUGGGCUGGGACUUCAACCAGACACUGCAGUGUCGUCAAUCGCCGGCAAAAGCAACAUUAAUGCGAAACACAUCAACCUGGGACCGAAUAUGUUCGACAAGCCAAACAAAGAUGCCUUCUACAUAGUGAUUAAUUUCCUGCUGGAGAAACUCAACCCGUCACGAUUUAAUGAGGCAUACAGGCACUGCUGGCCUGUUUUGAACCACAAAGCAGAUGCUGAGUUCCGUAAAGUUACCUGCGCAUGGCUGCGAGAAGUAAUGGAUGAAACUGCAAAUGCAGGCUCCAAAGUGGUAGCAUCCUUGUUCCUCUCACCCGGAGGCCCCAAGUUUAUCAGCUUGAUGCUUCAUUUGGCCAAUCACGUCAUGGUGCAAGAAAUGAAGACAUUCAAGACAGAUGACAGCUGGGUUCCUGAGGCUGCAGCGAUGCCCGCUUCCUCCCUGGACAUGGCAGUGAAGAGACUCAACCUGAUCAAUACCAGGUUUUUGAACGCUGGAGUGGAGCAGGACCGUUUUCUUCACGAGUAUCAGAGACGAGCGCAGCUUCUGGUGAAGUCUAUGAGGGACAUCAGAGCAGAGGGUGCCAAGUAUGAUGAGCUACUCAAGCAUCACAGCAGUGAUUCCACACAGGAAGGAGCUUCUCUAGCUGAGAAGACCAAAAGGGUGCGCGCCCUGUGGUCAGACAUUGAUGAAAUGCUGUCAGCUAUCAAAGAGGAGCAACAUGCAGUGGAAAGUGUUUUGAAGGGGGAUGUAGAUCAAUACAUCCUGGAUGGGACGGAUCGAGUCCUCAAAAUUCCUCGCAGUCUGCUGGAGAGAAUUGAACAACUUCCUCAUCAGCUGAGCUCAGGACAUGUGUAUGAGGCAGGUCAGCUGAACCUCCUGUGUGUGUUUGAGCUGAUGAACCAUGCGCUGCAGCUCCUGAGGGAGGAGCGCUUACGGGUCUCUGACGCCCCCAAGCCUCAGCUCAAUCCUGAGCACCUGCAGGAGAAAUGUCAGCAGAUGGCUCGUGCGCUGCAGAACCUCCACCUCAUCAGACAGAGGAUGUCCAAAGAAGAAAUUCCUGAGCUCAGGAGUACCAUAAAACAGUUGGAGGCUGCCUGGGACAGGAAGUGGAUGGAUACCUUGAAAGACACACCCCUUGUCUCUUUUCUAAAUGAAGAUCCGGCCCUUGGCUUCCUCUCACCGAUGGCUCCGCUGUCUUUUGAACCAGCAGCUGACACUAGUUACAGAAGCAGUGUCUUCUCACAGUACCCUGCAACUCUUCUUGAGGAGAAGCCUGCAGAGAGUAAACCACAGGAAGGUGUUCCCCCUAGUUCUCAGCUGAAGAGCUCUUGCCCUGCAGCAGCUGAGCGGGCUGAAAGUCCUGUUGUCACCACUCACGUGCCAUCAAAGGCAAAUACCUCUCUCGACUGGUUAUUCGACACACCAUCCCCUCCUCCUCUAAGGGCUCCAUCAGAACCACCACCUCAGGCCAGUGUUAGGAAGACAGCCCUUGUUCAUCAGAAGGUGGCUCCCACGAAAACCAAGACUCAGAUAUUGGACAUGGAAUGUGAUAACCUUGCUGAUCAGUUUGCAGAUGCUGUAACAACCAGUCCCCCAGAAGGCAGGGUCAAAGGUCUGGACUUGGAUAGCCUUCUGGGUACUCUUCAAGGAGAUCCCUUCUCUACCAGAAAGCAGCUGCCACGUACACCUGAGAGCUUGAUUCUGGAUGUGAAGAACUCCUGGCGUAAGGCAGUUGAGGAAGACAGAGCCGAGAAAAUCGGCCGGUUAGCCAAGUUCAGCGACAGCAUAACAGAGCGGCUCACCCCCCUCAGCGAGCAUGUUGUGUUGCUGAGUCCUGAUGCUCCCUCCCACAGUCAGUCCUACAGUAUCACCCCUCAUGUCACAAGCCUCAGCAGCCCCCCUGUCAGCCAGCAGGGAGUCUCACUCAAAUCCUCUCUGUUGUUGGACACCUUCAGCAUCAGUGGCACGGGCAGCAGUGCCGUCCAGUUCAGCCUCGACCACGAAACACUCCCCGAAAUGUCGAGCUGCGACAGUCUACUGAGCCUCGAUGACGAAGCGGUGGAUAUGAAGAGUGAGGACGAUGAUGAGCUUCUAAUCCCCUCCCUGAAAAUGGAGGCAACGCGAUCGCCACUGAGCGCACAUCAUCAUCUGGGUCAGAAGCAGCAGGCGUGUGAUGAUGGCUCCUUCAUGGAAAGCAGGAAGAGGACACCUGAGUGUCUUCUGAUGGAUCACAGAGUAUCUGGCUUGGACAAUGACUGGUUACUGGAGCCUGCAAAGCCAGUGGAGGCCACAGACAAGGUCUUUUCACUGGACUUAGACAGACUAGAGACACCUUCACCCCCCAAAAAGCAGGAAUACAGCCUUCCAAAACUGAUUACAUUCUCCCCGAUUGAUGACAUGAAGUGUUAACUUCACUCAUACAGAAACCACUUUUCAGCCUCAACUGUCUUAAACUGUCUGCCUUGAUUUUUAAAUAGAUGUGUAACAAACAUUUGUACAUAGCUGUAAAAUAACCUACGUCUGUCUCACUAAAUUACUUUCCUGUGCUUAAGUUUAUGGCUUUUAAUUUAAAAUAAGACAUGAACUGCUUUAAUAAAAUUGUAAAGUGUCUCAUUUCCUUUUUGCUUGUGAACAUAAUUAAUAACUUCAGCGUUUUGCCUGUGCAGCACAACAUGGAGCUUAAAUGGAUCUGUAAAUCCAUUAAAAUGUUGGGCAACAGAAGCA
This is a messenger RNA of Epinephelus lanceolatus (giant grouper), 3098 nucleotides long. RefSeq names its product HAUS augmin-like complex, subunit 6 (gene haus6). Lineage: Eukaryota; Metazoa; Chordata; Actinopteri; Perciformes; Serranidae. Gene Ontology annotation, molecular function: microtubule binding. Gene Ontology annotation, biological process: spindle assembly. Gene Ontology annotation, cellular component: mitotic spindle microtubule; HAUS complex. The record is from RefSeq and is a predicted model, not a curated record.